AUGGAGCGGCAAUGGGCCGAGGCUCAGCCGGGCAGCACGGACUACUAUGCGGUGCUGAAUUUGCCGCGCUCAGCAUCCACAGACGACGUGCGGGACGCAUACAAGCGGCUGAGCCGUGUGUUCCACCCAGACCGGCACCGGCAGGCGGAGCGGCGUGAGUGGGCCCAGCGGCAGUUCCAUGUGAUUCAGCGCGCAUACGAGAUCCUGACUGACCCGUACCGGCGCGCGGCCUUUGACCAGCUGGGUGAGGAGGGGCUGCAUGCGAGCCUGGCGGUGAGCCACAAGCUGGAGUCGGCCAAGGACCUGCAGGACAAGUUUGAGCGCGAGGCGCGGCGGCGGCGGCUGGAGGAGGUCGAGCAGUGGGUGCAGUCCAAGUCGGAUGUGACGGUGGAGCUGGACUUGGCCAAGGCCGUGUCGCCGGCCGUGCAUAUGGCGCUGGAGCGUGCGGGCGUCGGCCGCCUGCCGCUGGACCAGCAGAUCAACGUCAAGCAGCUGUUCAUGAAGCACUCGUUCUCGGCUUCAGUGACCGAUGCUGUGACUGCCACUGUGACCGGCCACAUGGUGUCGCGUAACCGCCGCGGCGCUGGUAACCUGGUGGGUACGCUGAAGCGCACAAUUGGCCCCAGUUCCUGGGUGUCGGUCAGCGUACCGGCACUGCCGCCGUAUGUAGCCACCGUCAAGUCGUCGCACCAGCCGUCAUCCGACACCUUUGUCACCACGCAGACCACCAUGCACACGCUCAAUCUGGUCACGCCGCCGUCGGUGUCGGUUACUGCUGGCCGCAUGAUGACGCAGACCACCACUGCGUACAUGAGCAUGCGCACCGGCAACCAGUACGCGCUGGGACCGUUCUGGGACCGCAGUCCGACGCGCGUGCAGGCCAGUAAGGCUGCUGCGCGGCCGGUUGCGCGCGAACCCAGCGGUGUGUCGAUCGGGCUAUCGGGCAAGCGCAUGGAUUGCGACGAAUUUGUGGUGGACGUGGCCGCGGGCAUCCAGCAGUCGCAUGUGUCGCUGAACUGCACGCGUCGCCUGGACCGCCACUUCUCGGUCUCUGCCGGUCUGGUGCUGGGCCUGGGUGAGGCCUCGGCCAACGUUGGUGUGGAAGGCGAGCUGGACGAGUGGACCAAGGUCGGCUACCGCGUCAACUUUGGCCUGACGUCUGGCGUCAAGGCCACAUUGCACAUGAAGCGGCUGGGCCACCAGAUCGAGCUUCCGCUGCUGCUCUCGCCGCUGCUUGAGCCUGACCUGAUCCUGUAUGCCGCCGCCCUGCCUAUGGCUGUCUCUGCCGCUCUGCACUACCUGGUGCUGCGCCCGCGCCGCCGCCGCCUGAUUGCCGAGCGCCUGGCUGCGCUCAAGGAGGAGCAGCGCCACCAGCUGUUCCUGCAGAAGCGCCAUGCCAUGGAGGCCGUGCAGCUGAUCGCCGAUGCCGUUACCAGGCGCCGCGACCAGGCGCGUGCUGCUGGCGGCCUGGUCAUUGAGGCUGCGUUGUAUGGCGAUCUGCCGUUUGGCGUGGCGAGCCAGAAUUCGAAUCACGUGCAGGCCCUGCUUGAUUCUCUGGCAGAGUCGCAGCGCGCUCUGGCUACAGCCGACGAGCCGCGUGCCUGCGAUGUGGCAUUGGCGCUGCAGGCGCUGGUGAACGACGACCAGCUGGUGGUGGCUGCGGGCGCCAGCAAGCGCUUCCUGCCCGGGUUCUACGACCCGGCCUUUGCCAAGGACAAGCAGCUGUUUGUGCGCUACCGCUUCCAUGGCCGCCUGCACGAGGUGCUGGUGGGCGAUGAGCAGGCUCUGGCGAUUCCGAUGAAAGCCCAUUGCAUCGACUCGUGA
This is a messenger RNA of Linderina pennispora, 1824 nucleotides long. RefSeq names its product DnaJ-domain-containing protein. The record is from RefSeq and is a predicted model, not a curated record. The transcript has 2 exons. Gene Ontology annotation, biological process: cristae formation. NCBI's taxonomy places the organism in Eukaryota, Fungi, Kickxellomycota, Kickxellomycetes, Kickxellales, Kickxellaceae. The coding region runs from base 1 to 1824 and encodes 607 amino acids.